Molecule: messenger RNA, 4241 nt
Organism: Triticum dicoccoides
Lineage: Eukaryota; Viridiplantae; Streptophyta; Magnoliopsida; Poales; Poaceae
Exons: 13
Coding region: 396-3719 (1107 amino acids)
Biological process (GO): negative regulation of transcription elongation by RNA polymerase II
Molecular function (GO): histone reader activity
Source: RefSeq, a predicted model, not a curated record
AACGCCUCCCUCCCCAGCGAACGACCAGAGAGGCCCCCUUCGCGAGCGCGACAGCUAGGGUUCCUAGCCACCGCCGGCCCGCCGCCACUACUGCCGGCCCUCCGCCGCGGGGGGCCCAGCCGGCCGAAGCCUCUGCCGCCCGCCGCCGGUACAGGAGCCGAGCAGAGCCUUCCUCCGCCGAGGAGCGCCUCCCUCCCUGGAGCAGCCGCUCCCGCCCGGAGCUACCCCGGCGACCAGUCCAUAGGCAGGAUUUAGUGCGUUGCUGUUAAUAGGGAACUUUUCCUUUCAAGAGAUGAAGAAAGAAGUGAUCUUAUCAAUUAACCUGAACCAGGGACAUUAAUGCACGCUGAGCUUCCUGCUCAUCUUUUGUGCAUCUUAACCACCCUUCAUUGCUGAUGAAGUUAAGAGGAUCGAGAGUAAAGCAGGCCGACUCUGGUUCACCAGGUGAGAGGGACCUAUGCUUUUAUUCUAAGUCAUUCGAUGUAAAGAGGCACACGACAGAACAUUGCAAUAAUGAUGUUUCAUUUUCUGAGCUUGAAGGGACCUUCAGUGCGCCUGUUAGGAAGAAAAGAGGGACAAGAGCACCUCCAUCUUCUAGAUGUUUACGUGGUAAAAAGGAUGAUAAUGUCAUGAGCAGUGAUGACGCUAUCACAGAAGAAGGCCAUGCUGCCUCUCCUUCAAGCAGGAAGGCAAAAGAACAAAAUCAUGGAGAGAUAGCUGUUGGAAGCUCAGCUGAUCCCACAGCCCAGAGUGUCUCUGUAAAUGAAGCACGUGAAAACUCGAGGGCAUUGAAAAAUACUUCUAAUGUGCAAACAACUGCUGUUAAGAAGACUACUGCUGAGGAUAAAACUUCUCGAGCAAUCAUGGAUGAUGUUUUUAAUGCAGAAAUGGAUUCCACGUCUUCAGAUGAUGAGAGUGCCGAAGAAGUUGAGGAUGUGAAAGUUUGUGACAUAUGUGGAGAUGUUGGUGAUGAGGUGAAGCUCGCUGUUUGCAAUAGAUGUAACGAUGGUGCUGAGCAUACUUAUUGUAUGCGGGAGAUGAUGGAAAAGGUUCCGGAUGGUGAGUGGUUUUGUGAAGAGUGCCAAACUGAAGUAGAAUAUGAAAAGGAGAAGUUAGAAAAACCUGAGGUGAGGCUUGUCACUUCAAAGGAAGAGUCUGUUCAAGGGAAAAUCAGUAAACCUUUCAAUGAUGCAAACAGCAGAAGUCCUUGUGAGAAUGAAGUGGAGGAUGAAACUGUUGGCAGAAAAGAACGGAAUGAAGCAAAUCAAGGCAUUCGUAUGGUUGAAGAUGCAAAGAUUCCGCCUGUGGCUAAACAAAAUAUUCCUGAACCUGGUGGUUCAUCAAUGGAGUCUUACUCCAGAAAAGGAGUAUCUCUGCUACGCGAGAGCUCAUUCAGGUUGGAUAUAGAGAAAGGAAAGCAACCUACUCCCCAAGCGCCAAUCUUACUGGGGUUUAAUGCUAGCAAGAAUCAGGCACCACCACUUACUGGUCAACUCUCCAAGUCCACUUCUUUCAACAACUCUAAGGUGCCCAAGGUGAAGCAACUAGUGAAUGAAGUUCCUCAGAAGACCAAAACUUUGAAGGAUCAGUUGUCCUGUAGUAUGAGAAAAGAGGGGCCAACGAGCUUUUCAACUAAGUCAGCAUCAUUCAAAAAGCCCAAAACUUGUGAGCCAGCAAAUAAGGCAAAGUCUUCCAUCAUACCACCUGCCGAGGAGCUAAGUGUGAUGAAUUUACCAGUGAGCCGAAAUGUAAGUAAUGAUAGAGGCACUUCUAUAUUAGGAUGCCCCUCAAUUACUGGACCACUGGCUUUUCCAGUUCAAUCAAAAGCAGAAUCUGCAGCUCAGCGCCUCACUACAGGAAACAACAUGUCUGCCUCUAGCAAUUCAGGCCAUUUUACCCAAUUUUGUGGUGUUGAUAAAUUAGGUUUGUCUGCAAUGAAACCUCUGAGUGAGCGAAACUUGAAGGAUGCCUCUGCCAAAAGGAAUAAAACGUCUGAAGCUACUGAGAAAGCUACUUCCAGAUCAGCAGAUCAAUCUGAUCGCAUCCUCAAAUGUGGUCCUUAUCAUGACCCAGUGUACAGGCCUAAAGAUACGUCAUCUGGAAGAUCUGUUCCCAGCAGUUCUACUAUAUCAAGUGAUCCGAUGGACAAAUCAAGUCGAGGCUUUUCACCCCUUGAUAAAACAAUAGUUUCAACUGUUCCGGAGUUGGAUUAUAUUUGGCAGGGUGAUUUUGAGCUGUGGAGGACUGGAAGAUCACCUGAGCUAUGUGAUGGCUUUCAAGCUCACUUAUCAUGUUCUGCUUCACCAAAAGUGCUGGAAGUAGCAAAAAAAUUCCCUUCCAGAGUCCAGCUUGAAGAACUGCCUCGUCGAAACUCAUGGCCCACACAGUUUCAACAAAAUGGACCCACAUAUGAGAAUAUUGGUGUUUUCUUCUUUGCUAGAGAUGCUCAGAGCUAUGAACAUCAUUACAGUAAAUUGGUUCAGAAUAUGCUAAUCAAUGAUUUGGCACUCAGAGGAAAUAUCGAAACAGCUGAAUUAAUUAUAUUCCCUUCUAACAUCCUAUCAAAGAACUCUCAAAGAUGGAACAUGUUUUAUUUUCUAUGGGGUGUGUUUAAAGUGAAAAGAGAAGAUCACUGGAACCUUCCACUUGAUGUACCAAUAAGUAAAUGUGAACCUAAUUUGAAUGAGGAUCCCCUGACUGUGGAUCCGCAUACCUCUGUUUUGUCCUCUAGCCGUUCAUUGUCUGAAGACCAAAAUAAUGCCGCUGACCCUGCCUGCUAUUUGGUUAAGUCAGCUACUUCUGCAGACCAUCAAUGUUUGCAAAUUUCGGAAGCUAAUCGUCAGGGAUGUUCAAAUGGAGAUAACUCUUCGGCCCAGGCUGUGGGCGGAAGAGAUUUGGAAGAUCACUGUCAUGAUUCAAGUAUGACAUGUUGUUUAACAAAUAACAGGAGGGCAAUAAAUGAUUUUUCCACUGCUCCGGCAGGAAAACAGAAGAUAAUUGUAUAUCCAGACUCUCAAAAGAAAAUGUGCGAUGGUGGCAAUGUUGUCGAACCCAUUUUUGAUGUAAAUACGAUGCCAGUUAUUUGCUCUAUCUCAUCAAUCCACAAACAAGAUAAUCAGAACAGAGCCAUCAACCUUAACAAUGCAGAGAGCCUGAUGGAUGUAGAUCAUGCAAAUAAUAUUGAACUGAACUCAGAUACAGUGGAUCUUGUUUCACAUGCAUCACGUAGUGCACAAAAAAGAAAUGUGGAUAUGGCAAACUGGACUGACGGAGCCAAUGGAUCAGUAGACAAGAAAAUUAAAUUGGAUAAUGUAUUGUCCACUGUGGAGUCUAGUUUAAGUGGGAAGGUCAGAGAUGGAAGGUUAUCAUCCAAGGUACACCCUCUAGCAGCUUUACCUGUUCAUGAUUGCACUGACAAUAAGACCAUGGCAGGAAUCUCGAAGAGUAAUGGAAAGUGCACAUUUCCACUAGAUCUAAACGUGGUGGAUGAUGCAGAUAUAGACAUGGUGGAUGAUGCAGCGACUGGAAAUAGCAUAACCGGUCUGUCUGAAGAUUUACCUGAACAGAACACACAAGAUCUUAAGCCAGCACCGAGGGACAACAUAUCUUCUAGAAAGCCCAUGGUUGAAGAAAAGUUGAAUAAAGGAGAUACACAGCCUACUGAUAUGUCAGGCGCGCUCUCCCUCUCCCUCGCAUUUCCAGCAUCAAAGGAACAAUAGGCUGGUAAAAUGCAACCGGAAUCGCAAAGAAGCCUGAGAUGAGCAGUAGGAAUAAACCGUCUUCGAUUAUCCAGUGAUGAUGGCUCCUUGCGUUUGCAUUCCUGAUGUCUUGCGUGAUGCAUCUUUGUAACAUCAACCCACUGCACAAGGAGUCUGCUGAAGACACAACUAUCUUGUCAAUGUGCAAACAGAUGGCAUCUUUUAGAGUGCAUUUUGACGACUUUACAUGCUCCUGGCGUCACACCCAUCUUGAGUAUUGAAUUGCGAAGAACUUGAGAAUGUGGAUCAUGGCUUGUUUUGGUACAGAAAAAAUAAUAAUAUCCAGCUGCUCUUUCAAACAUCGGUAGAGAUUUGAGCAGAGCUUUAGACUCUGCAUUUUAAGUAUCAUCCAGUCUCUGCAUUUUAAAUAAAUCUCAUGUCAGAUUUUGUCUUUACCUUUCAACAGUGCGAUAUAUUGUGGGGGAAUGGUGGUGUAUACGCCUAAGAUUGGCACAUAUAUGUUACCUUUCCUGUUGCCUUAAA